UCAUCUGAUGAAUCUGUAGCUUGGGGGGAUACUAUCACUCUGUAAAGUCCAUGGACACUUUUUGACGCGAUGCGAAAACUGAUCGUCAGUUUGUAGAUCAUCACACUCUGCACCUGCGUUGUCAGUGGAGAUUAGGGCGCCCUUUGAGCUUGGUCGAAUGCUAGGCGGUGGAGAAGUCAUCGGCGAACUUCAAAUGUCGUGGGAUGAGCUACUUGAUCAUGGAGAUGAGCCAUUUGAUAUAUCCUUCCCACCCGUGUUCGGUGUCAAACCUUCCCUUAAGCUGAAGGCCGCCAUUGUGCAUGCUUGCGACGAUCAGGACGACGCACUGUUUGAUUCCCUCGCAGACUGCGAGAUUGCUCGAGACACAGAUGCGGGCCACGCACAAUUUGCCGCAUAUGUGACGAGCAAGACAGUCUCUCACCUGAACGACGCUGUAAAGCAUUUUCAGUUGGUUCUGGACCAGUGUCCGGUCAGCCAUCCAGACCAUGCAACGGCUCUCACCAACCUCGCGCGGGCCUGCCUUGAAGGCUACAUCCGAAAUGAUGUUGAUGACAUCGAUGCCACCACUUCCCUCUUCCGCGACGCCCUUGCAUUGCGUCCGCAGCCCCAUCCUGAUUAUCCCUUAUCUCUAUAUAAUGUCACCGAAGCGCUGAAUUGGCGUCACGACAAGAAAGGUACUGCUGCCGACAUCCGCGAAGCCGCCCAACUGUAUCAUGAACUACUGCCUCUCUGUCCAGAGGGCACCUACCUUCGUAGCAUCGCGGCAGGGAAGAAUGGUGUCAAUUAUGUGAUCGGCGGAUGCAACAGUCUUCCAAAAGACGCAUCUGAUGAAGGCAUCCAUCUUCGAAGAGUCGUCCUCGAGCUCUGUCCUCUGGGCCAUCAACUCCGUCCGAAAGCCCUCGACAAGCUUGCACAAGCGGUUGAAGAACGCUUUAAUCAGCACGGCAGCAUUGAUGAUCUUGACACAAGCAUACAACUUGGUCGUGAAGCCGUGUCUCUGUGCCCCGAGGGACAUGCUAGCCAUGGUACCUACCUGAACAACUUGGCCUUUUCACUUGCAUUGCGAUUCGAUCAUCAAGGCAAACUGAAUGACCUCGAUGAGGCCAUCUCUUUGCACGAAGGAGCGUUGCGCCUGUAUCCUGUUGGGCACCAAUAUCGUGUUUUCUCAUUGAACAACCUAGGGGGCGUUCUCGUCGAACGUUUCAAUGAACGCGGCGACAUUGAUGACAUCACCCAAGCCAUCAGCCUCUAUCGGGAAGCACUGAUGUUGCGCCCACUUGGGCAUCCACGUCGUGACACCACGCUGCACAACCUGGCGCUCGCGCUCAAAACCAGAUAUGACAAAACGCAUGUUAGCGAGGAUUCCAACGAGGCCAUUGAUUUAUAUCGUGAAUCCCUUCGGUUAAUGCGGCCUGACCAUCCAGGGCGCCAUAAAACUCUUCGCAAUUUGAGCUCGGUGCUCUGCUCUCGUUUCACACAAACUCAGAAGAAUGAAGAUGUCAAGGAGGCCAUUGUUCUUUGCCAAGAAUCAUUGGCGGCUCCAUCUUCAUUGCACCCGGGCAGGUAUUUCAGCUACAUGCAGCUGAAGAAUGCCUAUUUAUCUCAUUACCGGAUUUCACACAACCCUGCUGAUUUGUCGCAUGCAGUGGAGAACUUCAGACUUGCAUCGCGGCACCCCACUCAAGGAUUCCCACAACGGAUUCUGACAGCAUACAAAUGGACCAUUGCUGCGGAGCAGGAUGGUCAUGGAUCUGCAUUAGAGGCAUACAGCACGUGUUUCGACCUUCUUGAUGGUCAUUUGGCAAUGCGAUCAUUGACAAUUUCACGACGUGAAGCUGCUACUGCCUUCAAUGGUGUCAAAUCGCUGCCUGUAGAUGCAGCCUCAUGUGCCAUACGUCAUGACGAUCUGCGACAGGCAGUUGAACUCGCAGAGCGGGGUCAUGGCCAGCAGUGGUCGCUGGCAUCUCGACUCAGGACUCCAGUCGAAGACCUCGAGUCAGCAAAUCCAACACUGGCGCGCAAUUAUUUGGAGCUGAGCAAGCUCAUUUCCAAUGCAGCCCAGAGUUCUUGGCCUUUGUAAGCGUCCAUGUGGAGAUUCGCAUUCUCGUGCUUCGAUACGAGAAUGGACUUGGUCUGUGCGCGCAUUCUCAAAUAAAUCCU
This is a messenger RNA of Suillus fuscotomentosus, 2160 nucleotides long. RefSeq lists its product as uncharacterized. The transcript is spliced from 4 exons. The record is from RefSeq and is a predicted model, not a curated record. Bases 158 to 2080 code for a protein of 640 amino acids. Lineage: Eukaryota; Fungi; Basidiomycota; Agaricomycetes; Boletales; Suillaceae. Gene Ontology annotation, molecular function: protein binding.